AUGAGCAUGCACAGCAGCACGAAUACCAGGAAGAACUCUAGGAAGAACUCAUCAGUGGAGCAGAAUGGGAAGCUGACAAGCAAGCGACUUCAAACGAUCAAGUCAAAUAAAUCUACUGAAGGGUCCAAGACGAAGGACUCAGAAGGAGACCCAGUGGAGAAUGAAGAUCUUUACGUCACGGAAGGCAUCGACGACGCUUUUUACAGACGCAUUCGCUCUUGGGUUUCCGAAGUUGACAAGUGUUUGCGCAGCGGCGACUUUGACCGAAAAGUCGUCAUGGAUCCAUCCGAAAUGGACUAUCCCGAGGACCCUCCUUAUUCGCGCGAAACGUCGGACGGCCUCAACUUCCGCCCCGGCAACCAUCAUACAGUAACUGUUGUUAUUGCGGACGAUGGGUCUUAA
This is a messenger RNA of Oikopleura dioica, 402 nucleotides long. The record is from the annotation of a GenBank genome assembly. Lineage: Eukaryota; Metazoa; Chordata; Appendicularia; Copelata; Oikopleuridae.